AUCGCUGUUGACAGUUCAGGUGUUAAUGUGACUGCUACCUGAUGAACCGCUGUCCCUGGGACAUAAAUGUACACUUGAACUUGAUUUACUGCAGCCUCACCCUGAUGUAGGAAGGGUCAUAGGUUUGAAUAUAAGUAUCUGCUUCUUCCUGAAUCUUUACACACAGGGAGUAAGCGUGAAUAACAUCAUCAGUGGCUCCAAAGUAUAACUCACUGAACAGUCUGGCAUUCGCUAAAGGCGCUCAACAAGCAAAGAAAAUCAAGCUGAGGUCAUACUUAGAUCCAGAAAGUUUGAUAAAAACAACAUCUUUUCUAGAACAACAAUGAACGCAGACAAAUAUGACAAACCUAAGGAAGAAGCGAAUGAAAUGGAUAGUAAAGAAAGCAAAAAGAAGGAAAAGAAAGAGAAGAAAGAAAUGGUCGGCCCGUUCACAAUGUUUCGCUAUGCAGAUUCCCAGGAUAUCAUUCUCAUGUUGUUCGGCACAGUAAUGGCUGUAGCUCACGGAGCAGGACUUCCACUGAUGAUCUUUGUGUUUGGAGACAUGACUGACAGCUUUGUUAACAGUGGAUUUCCAGGACAACUACCAGAUAACUUUACUGGAAAUCUGACUAUGAAUGUAACAGAAACCCUGGAAGAACAGAUGACAAGAUAUGCAUAUUACUAUUCAGGCCUUGGUGCUGCAGUUCUGGUAGCUGCGUACUUUGAGAUUUCAUUUUGGACAUUGGCAGCAGGCAGACAGAUAAAGAAAAUAAGGCACCAAUUUUUCCAUGCAGUGCUGAGACAAGAAAUUGGGUGGUUCGAUGUGAAUGACCCAGGAGAACUCAACACAAGACUCACAGAUGAUAUCAACAAAAUUAAUGAAGGAAUUGGAGAUAAAAUCUCAAUGUUGUUCCAGUCUUUGGCUACAUUCAUUACUGGACUUAUCGUUGGGUUUGUGAAAGGAUGGAAACUAACUCUGGUAAUAUUAGCAAUCAGUCCACUCAUGGGACUUUCUGCUGCCAUCUGGUCAAAGGUCUUAUCCUCAUUUACAAACAAAGAGCUGGAUGCCUAUGCAAAGGCUGGUGCUGUAGCUGAGGAGGUCUUAUCAUCCAUAAGGACUGUUGUAGCUUUUGGGGGACAGAAGAAAGAAAUACAAAGAUAUAAUCAGAAUUUAGUUGAUGCUAAGAACAUUGGAGUUAAGAAAGCUAUUACAGCCAACUUAUCCAUUGGUAUUGCUUUCUUUUUGAUAUAUGCAUCCUAUGCACUGGCUUUCUGGUAUGGAACAACUUUGGUGCUGGAAGAGAGCUAUUCAAUUGGAAAGGUUUUAACAGUGUUCUUUUCUGUAAUAAUAGGAGCAUUUGCUGUUGGUCAAACAUCACCAAAUAUGGAAUCCUUUGCCAACGCGAGAGGAGCAGCACAUGCCAUUUUUAAUAUAAUAGACAAUAACCCGAAAAUUGACAGUUUUUCAGAAGCUGGACAUAAGCCCAACUACAUAAAAGGGAACAUAGAAUUCAAAAAUAUACAGUUCACGUACCCAUCGAGACCUGAUGUGAAGAUAUUGAAAGGCCUGAAUCUGAGGAUAAACAGUGGACAAACUGUAGCCCUAGUUGGCAGCAGUGGCUGUGGAAAGAGCACAACAGUUCAGCUAUUACAGAGGUUUUAUGAUCCCGAAGAAGGCAUGGUAACUAUUGAUGAACAGGACAUUCGAUCCCUCAACAUUAAGUGUUUAAGAGAGUUUAUUGGUGUGGUGAGCCAAGAACCAGUGCUGUUUGCAACUACUAUAGCAGAAAACAUUCGCUAUGGGCGGGAAGAUGUUACCAUGGAAGAAAUAGAAGCUGCAACAAAAGAAGCCAAUGCCUAUAAUUUUAUCAUGCAGUUACCAGAUAAAUUUGAGACUCUGGUUGGAGAGAGAGGCACACAGUUGAGUGGAGGUCAGAAACAAAGAAUUGCUAUUGCCCGUGCAAUGGUCCGCAAUCCUAAGAUUCUUCUUCUGGAUGAAGCUACAUCAGCUCUGGAUGCUGAGAGUGAAGCAAUUGUACAAGCUGCUCUUGAUAAGGUAAAACAAGGUCGCACCACCAUAGUUGUAGCUCAUCGUUUGUCAACAAUACGAAACGCAGACAUCAUAGCUGGAUUUAGCAAUGGGGUUAUUGUGGAGCAAGGAAACCAUGAAGAGCUCAUGCAGAAAAAGGGAGUUUACCAUACUCUUGUAACUAUGCAGACUUUCAAAGAAGAAGACAAAGAAGAUGAGACUGAACUUUAUGAAACAAUUCCUGAAAUGUCAUCUCCAGACUUAAGUGACUAUAGAUCAUUAAUUAGAAGACAUUCUUCUCGGGCAGCUUCCAAGAAGUCACCAGCUGUCACUGAAGAAGUCAAAGUUCAACCAGAUGAUGACCUACCCAAAGUGUCCUUUCUACAAGUUCUUAAACUAAACAAAACAGAAUGGCCUUAUUUGGCAGUUGGAACGUUCACUGCAGCUAUCAAUGGAGCCCUUCAACCAGCUUUUGCUAUAAUAUUUUCUAAGAUUAUUGCGAUUUUUGCUGAGUUUGAUCAUAAAAUUGUUCGAUCAAAGAGUGACUUAUACUGUCUGUUGUUUUUGGGUCUUGGUGUUCUUUCGUUUAUCACAUUUUUCUUGCAGGGUUUUACUUUUGGCAAGUCGGGUGAGAUCCUUACAAUGAGACUUCGUUACAAAGCGUUCAUGUCGAUGUUGAGACAGGAAAUUAGCUGGUUUGAUGAUGCUAAAAACACAACUGGAGCUCUAACCACUAGGCUUGCUAAUGAUGCUUCCCAGGUCAAAGGGGCUACAGGGUCCCGGCUUGCUGUCAUGGCUCAGAAUGUUGCCAACCUCGGAACAGCGAUCAUAAUUGCAUUCAUCUACGGAUGGCAGUUGACACUACUCAUCCUUGGGAUUGUGCCAGUAUUAGCGAUAUCUGGACUUAUACAGAUGAGAAUGUUAUCUGGGCAUGCAAAGAAAGACAAAGAUGAAUUAGAAACGGCAGGAAAGAUUGCAACUGAGGCAGUAGAAAACAUUCGUACUGUUGUGUCUUUAACUCGCGAAAGGAAGUUUGAGGACAUGUAUGUGAACAGUCUCAAAGGGCCAUACAGAAACUCUAUACAAAAAGCACACAUCUAUGGUAUAACAUUCGGCCUCUCCCAAGCGAUCAUGUUCUUUGCAUAUGCUGGUUGUUUCCGAUUUGGUGCUUAUCUAGUGGAAAAUAAAUUCAUGACUUUUGAAGAUGUUUUUCUAGUGUUUUCUGCAGUUGUAUUUGGUGCAAUGGCUUUAGGACAGACCAGCUCAUUUGCUCCAGAUUAUGCCAAAGCAAUGGUUUCUGCAUCUCACAUGUUUAUGUUGUUUGAGAGAGUUCCCAGUAUUGACGCUUUCAAUGAAGGAGGAGUGAAGCCAGAAAGAUUUGAUGGUAACGUGAAGUUUCAUGAUGUAGUUUUUAAUUACCCAUCCCGACCUGAUGUGCCAGUGUUACAAGGAGUUACUAUUAGUGUGAAGAAGGGGCAGACCUUGGCCCUUGUGGGAAGCAGCGGAUGUGGAAAGAGUACCACUGUACAACUGUUAGAGAGAUUUUAUGACCCGCUACGAGGAGAAGUGGUUUUGGAUAAUCAAGACAUAAAGCAGUUAAACAUUGAGUGGAUAAGGGCACAGAUGGGUAUUGUAUCACAGGAACCUGUGCUGUUUGAUUGCAGUAUUGCAGACAACAUCAAGUACGGUGAUAACACCAGACAGGUGGCACAGGAAGAAGUGAUAGCUGCAGCCAAGGCAGCAAACAUUCACUCAUUCAUCGAAUCUCUACCAAAUAAAUAUGAAACGAGAGUAGGUGACAAAGGCACUCAGUUAUCUGGAGGACAGAAACAGCGAGUUGCAAUUGCACGAGCACUCGUACGACGUCCCAAAAUUUUAUUACUAGAUGAAGCUACAUCAGCACUCGACACAGAAAGUGAAAAGAUUGUGCAAGAAGCCCUGGAUAAAGCCAGAGAAGGCCGUACCUGUAUCGUGAUUGCUCACAGAUUAUCAACUAUCCAGAAUGCAGACAAAAUUGCAGUAUUUCAGAAAGGACAGAUCGUGGAAAAAGGAACACACCAGCAACUUCUAGCAAAACAGGGUGUCUACUACUCACUAGUCACUGCGCAGAUGGGCCAAACAUGAAUGUAGAGGUCAUGCAAGGAACUGAACUGGAUGUUAACUGAAAGAAUGUAAGCAGCAGCCAUACUGGAAAAAAAAACUGAUCCAAAAGACUUAGACUUCUGCCUGAGGCGCCAUAAUUACCUUAAUUCGAUAAUUUAUGGAAAUUACACAUUAGUAAGUUAUUACUGCUACAGUGAAUAUAAAUCAUUAGAAAUGAGAAGAAAGAGUAAGUGGAAGUGAGUUCUCCGACAGCUGGAAAACGUGGAAUAUUAUGUUAGUUUCCAGCUCAUUAACCCAACUGCUUCUUUAACACAGCAGAAGAAUUUCUGAGAAGAAAAGUAAAUAGUAAAGUAGUUCCUUGCCCACUGUAGUAAUAAAAUAUAUUCUGUCAUGUACGCAUUCUCUAAAAUAAAUGAGAUUGCAUCACAUAUGAUGCAACACUGACACCUUUUAGAUUUUCCGUGAAGUGACCCAUUUUAAUGAAAGAAACAAAGAUCAUAGGCAUUGGCCAGUAUUCACCAUGAAGGUAAGUCAGAAACAUUUAGCUAAAUCCAAGGCUAUUACCCCAGAUAAACUAUCAUGGGAUACUGACUGCAUAUGCGUCCUUAUAGACAGACAUUGACAUCUCAGUAAAUUAAGUAAAAUAAGAAACUAUCUGAAAUUAAUUAACCCAUCAACUAGAGAACCCUGAUGGAAAAUCAGUCUGCUUUUGUGAUACAUCAUGUGUCAUGAUUGCUUGCAAAUAUUUAUCCUGUUGUUCUAUGUUUGACACCACAACCUGUCCAGAUUAUCUUAAAGUAACUAUAUCGUCUGCAUUACCUAACCUGUGCAUUACAGCUCCAAAGACAAUUGUGUACCCAACUCUCAGUUUAAUUAUUCUUCUCGAGGCAGAUUUAAACAUUAAACUACAAUUUUGAAUACAGAAGAGACACGCUUAUUGUCAGAUAAUCAUAUCAUACAAUUUGUAUUGGAAAAGUGCCUUGCAAUACUUAUUAAAACAUUAAUAAAACCACA
Molecule: messenger RNA, 5125 nt
Organism: Protopterus annectens (West African lungfish)
Lineage: Eukaryota; Metazoa; Chordata; Ceratodontiformes; Protopteridae
Gene: ABCB1
Product: ATP binding cassette subfamily B member 1
Exons: 30
Coding region: 323-4132 (1269 amino acids)
Biological process (GO): transmembrane transport
Cellular component (GO): membrane
Molecular function (GO): ATP hydrolysis activity; ATP binding; ABC-type transporter activity
Source: RefSeq, a predicted model, not a curated record